CAAAGUACACGUAAUGUAUUUGCAUUUUUAUACGCACUUUUUAAGUGUAGCUAUAUUUGUGAAUAAAGAAAUAAUCCAGAAAAAAUAUUUAUUAAUCCCUUUAAAUUUAUAUGGAAACACGCAAUAAAAAAUAAUACUAAUGUCACGCAUGAAAUAAUCUCAGAAUUAAUUAAGCAAUUAAUAUGAUAAUAUUAUAGUGUGUAUUCAGUUUUCGAUAUUUAAUUUGUCAUACGUUACGAUUUGAAUAACGGUCAGGCGUAAAUAAAAAUAUUUUAUAAAAAUAAAUCAAUUCCAAGAUUUAAAAAUCUUGAUAGUACCGACCGAUAAUAGACUUGAUAGUAUUGACCGUAGUAUCUGAAACAUUAAUUAUCCUCUGAAAUCAAACAAUUUUUUUUUUAAUAAAUACUGAUGUCCAUAAAAUUACGCCCCGUAAUCUGUUACAUUGACACGCGCCAAUGUUUCGCCAGCUUUGUUAAGUCCAAUGUAAUGGAGGGCGUGCUGACUGCCGUUUUCUGAACACAUUUCCAAACUCCGGGCUGACACUGAGUAGAAAAAUCCAAUAUCACUUUGUUAAACUCAGGAUUCAAACCUAAGACCUUAGCGCGAUAAUCUUAUCGUGAAGCAAUACGACGCCACUGAAGCAGGCCAUAAGAAUUUUAAGACUUACUUUUUUGAACGAAAUCAAUAAUAUUUAUUAACUUAAUAUAUUUUACGUCCUUCAUAAUGAAAUAAGAACUGCAAAUAACGAAAGUAAUGUUUGAGGUACAAUAGUACUGUUUUAUUUACAAUAUAACUAUAUAUCAAAGUAUUUGUGCUAGAUACCCUUAAUUUUCGGUCAUUAGUAAUCGAAAUUCAUAAAAACAAAACUAACUCCCAUAAUUAUGGAACGGAAAAACAAACAAGAUGUCCUUUAUAAGUCACGUCAACCAAUAUUAAGUACCAGAGCAUUUGUAGCUACGUAACAUCAUUAACGACGGCAAAAACGAUGCUUUCGAAAUUAUUUGUACUCCUAAAAUUUGUCGAAUUUAUUUACGCGGAUACUUUAAGUGAUACUGCAGCAUUCCUUGCAAGUUCAACAUACAAACUCCAGUACGUGACUUCGGUAGUAUGGUCAAGCCGGCGGUCGGAGGAUGCAACAGAUUUCUUGAAACGUUUUCACGGCUGUGUGGUAACAAAUGAAAUACACAACAAUAACAAUCUCACAACACGUCUGUUAAAUAAGGCCGUCGGAUAUAAACAAACAGUUCUAUUCGUUGAUUCCGUGGAAGAAUUUGCUUAUUUCAUAAAUUCAGUUAAUCUGGAUUUAGUUAUACCCAUACAGCUGGUGUUGGUUUUAACUACGUUUGUUGAAGAUCUUUCGGGGGUAACUCGUACGGCUUGGCAGAAUGAUGUCGCUGAUAUCAUUAUUGUAAAUCAAAAUUUUGAUGGUGAUAUAUCAUUGACAACGUUUUUUCCUUAUGGAAAAGGAAUAUGUGGCGACUACAGUCCUGUCGUUUUAAAAAUAGAUGCUGAAGCCUUUUUUCCUAAUAAAUUUGAUAAUUUCUAUGGAUGUCCAAUAAGAACUGCGCUCAUGAAUUUUGCACCUUAUUUGAAGGUAGAUAUGAAGAAUGGAACCCUCAAUUCAAUUGUUGGAAUUGAUGGAAGAAUUUUUUUGUACGUAAUGGAAGCACUGAAUGCUACUAUAGAUGUCGUAUCGAUAGAAGAUCAUGACGGAAUGGGCUCAUUUAUAAAUGGCACUCCGAAAGGCUGCUUUGGUGACCUGGUAAACAAAGAAGCUGAUAUAAUUGCACCUGCUGCUGUCAUGAAUUAUGAAAGAUACAGCCGGGCACAAAUAUCACAUGUUUACGAUACCUUAGACGUGCAUUGGUGUGCACCAAGUAGACGCAUCAUAUUCACCUGGGCUAAAGUCCUUCUCCCACUUUUAGACUACAUCACAAUCUACAUGUUUAUAACAUUCGCUGUCUUUGUGACUGUUACUGCGAUGGCAACACGAUACGGAAUGCGACGAGUUAGGAUCAAAGAUAGCAUAAUUUUUCAAACGUACGUAAUUUUAAUAGGUCAAAUUCAGAAGUUUGAAACAGAAUCAUAUAUCGUAAAUUAUCUCUUCGUACUAUGGCUUUGGUUUUGUAUUGUGUUUCGUAUAGCGUAUCAGGGUGAUCUUAUCCAAGGGAUGCACCGUACAAUUCAAGAACCUGCCUUAGGCACGUUAGAAAAUGCUUUAAAGUAUGUAGAUGGAUACGGUGGUCUUGAAGUAUUUUAUAACUAUUAUAGAGACACACCUCUAGCAGCAAACUUUCAAAUAUUGGAGGUACAUGAUAUAGGUCCAUAUAUUGAAGCCAUUGCAGCAGGUAAGAAAUUCCUUAUCCUUACAGAUAUAUUAUUAGUACAAGAAUUUGAUGUGAAGAUUCAAAUUUUAGACGAGCCUGUAUCGCGAGCUGUAACAUGUAUAUUCAUGCGGCCAGGUUGGCCAGCCGCUAAAGAAGUAGAUCUGCUCAUGCAAUAUAUCAUAGAAGUUGGACUAACAGAGAAAGCCUUGAAAGAUUACAACUAUGAAUGGAAAAGAACCCGUGAACUAAGAAAAGAGGAAUAUGUUCAUCAGUCUCUUGACUUUUUAACGCUAAGCGCUUGCUUUUACGGUCUCGUUCUGAUGUGGAUGAUAUCAUCAAUAAUUUUUAUCAUCGAAAAAACAUAUUAUGAUGAUAUUAAACAGAAACAGAGCAAUGACAGAUCAUCUAGAUUCUAGAAUAUACAACUAUUCUACUGCCAAUAUACAUAUAAUAUGUACCACAUUAAUGGAUUAAACUAAUAUUGGUAAUGAUAUAUUAAUGAGGCUUUAUUUGGAAGUUUCUGUGAAUUUAGUUGGGAAUGUAAUUUGUAUACGUUUGAUUGGGUUAAUGGUAACAGAAAUAGUCGGCGUUAGGAAAGGGAACAUGACCGCCAUGGCUUUAAAUCGAAUACAAAAUUUCUACCACUCUCAAUAUCUUUAAAUUGUAAUUAUGUUACAAAUAAAUAGUAAAUUAUGUUACUUAUGUACUCUUCAAUAAUUUUAUAAAAACAUAAAGUUAUAAACAACGCAAGGCCGUUACUCAUGAAGUUUUUUGCACUGGUUUCAUGACGUCAGUGAGUAUGAAAAUUGACCUUAAAAUUCAUCUCUUAAGGGACUAAAUUCCAACGGGCACACCGCUAGGACGUUUAUAAAAGCCAUUUAAAAUCUAAGAAUUAUACCAACUAUGCGUAUAUUUUAUAGGGCAAACUUUUUAUACCCUUUAAAAACCUAUAGAAAGAUUAUGUAUUAGCCAAGACAGGAACUUUUCAUUCCAAAUGUUUAGAGUGGAGCGUUUUCAACGUAUUCAAAUAUUCAGGGGCCGUCGCAUGUGGCGAGCGACAAGUCGGUCAAAUGCUUAGCUCGCCUCUAUUUCGGUUAUAUUUUGCCAUUACAUUAAUUAAUUUAUCGUUGUGUUUGUAUUUUACAUUAUGUAUUUUGAUACAUUUUAGUUCUAUUGUCAUUAAAUAGAAAUGUAAAUUUGUCGAUAUAUAUCAUAUAUAUGUAGCUUUGUUAGUACAUGUACAUCACUUUAUUACAACAUAGCUUAACUAAAAAAUUAAUUUUAUAUUAUAAACUACGCCUAUUUCAAUUAGGAAACUUUGUUAUAAUAUCGAUUAGACCACCAACGGACGACGCGCUGCCCCUAAUAUUAAAUUAAGGGAAAGGUAUUAAAUAAAUAUUAAUGGAUCGCAAUCAGACAAAUUGUAUUAGAAACUCAGGUGGAAACAUGCAAACAUAAAGCGCAAGAAGAGCCAACUCCAUUUGCCAAUGAAAAGCAAACAUCGGUAAACCACAUUUGAUCAAACCAAUCCGAACUUACCUUGCCGAGCUUGCAUAAUUUAAUUGAAUCAUGAACAUCUUAGGUAUCUACCUAUAUAAAGCUACUUGAUAGUUGCUUGACGCUUCCAAUUUGCCUGCAAACGAACUAAUGUACAGAUCAAAUUUAAAUUUAAUGCCUAUAUAGAAAUUUAAAUAAAAUAUUUUGGAAUUGUAGGUUGUUGUUUAUUUCCGUGGAGCAUAUUUUUAAAAGUUCUUUAAAGUGGCAAAGUUUCCUAGAAGAGAAAUUCUAUAUAAAAAAUAUCACAUUAAUAUAAAUAUUAUGUUGCGGUAUUCUGUCCUACCGCACUGCCAUUUUAAGAAUAAUAGUGCUAAUACGAAUAAAUACGUAAAGCGUUUAUCCAGCUCUUCUCCCAUUAAAAAAUACGAUGUCAAAAUAUAAUAGAGUACCCUAGUCUGCCAUGUUGGAUUUUGUAAAUUAUUUUAUAUGUAACAGAAAAUAAUACGAAAAAUAUAAUAUUCUGUGAAAUAAGCAUCAAAAUUUAUCAAAAAAUGAUGCAGUCAUUCCUAUUUGUAAUGUUGUGAUGCACGCAUUAUGGCCAGUGACACUCAGUGACGUCACAGUUUGCUUUUUUUGUUAUUUCUCAGCUACCCCUUCCAUCAAAUUUUAAAGCUUUAUAUUUACCUUAUUUAUUAUUGCGUGGGUUUUGAAACUACUUGUUACGUUCGAUUUUGGAUGACAUAGAUUUUUGAUAAAUAUAUGUAAAAAAGUAAUCUACUACCCUAUUGUAUAUGUUUUUUUAGUAUGUACAAUAAGGUGUAUACUAAAAAACAUAUAAUAUACCUUGACGUACUAUUUUCAAUUUUGAAAUAAAAUCUUUUUUGUUUUUUGGUGAGGUCUGACACCAAUCGUCGGGUAAUUUUUAUCUUGCAGUUUGAAAAAAAAUUAUUUUAUCAGAAAAUAACAAGUUUAUAGUUUGACCAAAUAAAAUAUAUGUAAACGAUACCCGACGUUGUUCACGAUUUAUAUGCGACGUCGGAAUAAUAUAAUCUCAAUAUUCUGAAUUCUGAUACAAUGUGAAUAAAGUUCGUGUUUUAUUUAUA
Molecule: messenger RNA, 4927 nt
Organism: Manduca sexta (tobacco hornworm)
Lineage: Eukaryota; Metazoa; Arthropoda; Insecta; Lepidoptera; Sphingidae
Exons: 1
Coding region: 986-2743 (585 amino acids)
Source: RefSeq, a predicted model, not a curated record